AUGCCGAAAUCUAUGAACAAAGUCCAAAAACACAUUUCCAAAAAGAAAGGAGCGCUUGAGGCCAUGCACGAGAACAGCAGAGACGCAAAGCUACUGCGGAGGGCUGGCGCAAGAGACGAUCGAGUUGCGCGGGUUUCAGCAAGCAUGGCUAGGGGAAGGCAGUCUUACGUGGAUCGCAUUACCUUUUUUCAAGAGGCAAUUCCGGAGGGAGCGACACCCUUCUCUGAUAAAGACUUGUCCGAUCUCGUCACGAGAUUUAUAAAUCGCAGUGUGCCUGAGAUCGAACAAGAACAAAGUGAGCGGAGAAAGGGUCGCCCGCCGAGCAAGAGAGAAGAAGCGCUGGUGCAACGAACAGAAGUCGAGGAUAAAGAGUUCAAAACGGGGUUCUGGAUGCCUGAUUUGACACAGGAAGGCGUCGUGCUAGCCCUUUCCAAGUGGAAUGGAAACUGGUCUGGGCUUAGCACCGUGAAGUUCAUCCGUCUAACAAAGGAUGGGGAGAAGCAAGCUUCAACAUUUCCACCUAAGGGCCUAUCAUGA
Messenger RNA from Aspergillus puulaauensis, 537 nucleotides. Its product is annotated as translation machinery-associated protein 16. The record is from RefSeq and is a predicted model, not a curated record. Lineage: Eukaryota; Fungi; Ascomycota; Eurotiomycetes; Eurotiales; Aspergillaceae. The transcript has 3 exons. Gene Ontology annotation, cellular component: nucleus. The coding region runs from base 1 to 537 and encodes 178 amino acids.